AUGGGAAUUUGCCAUUCGAGUAAAAAAAUACAAAGCACUAUGAAUACUAAUCCUAUUUCAUAAUAUUCCUCAAAUCCUUCAAUUCUGUAAAAAAUAACCAACUAAAAACAAAGUUACUAUAAUCCUCAUGUAAAUUUAAUGGUCACUUCUGAACCACAAAAUUACGACCCAAAAAGUAAUUAAAUAUACUAAUUCAAGAUCCUCAUCGAUAAUUCAAUGUACUUAUAAAUGGAGUCAGAUUUGAAAUUAUUAACUCAAUUGAGGCUUGCAUAAUAUCAAACGAUGACAUCGAAGAAUGA
Molecule: messenger RNA, 299 nt
Organism: Paramecium octaurelia
Lineage: Eukaryota; Ciliophora; Oligohymenophorea; Peniculida; Parameciidae
Source: the annotation of a GenBank genome assembly